AUGGACGGGGCUGUAGACGGGGCGGAGAUGGAGGGGCCGCUCUUCCUGCAGAGCCAGCGCUUCGGGACCAAGCGGUGGAGGAAGACCUGGGCCGCGCUGCACCCCGCCAGCGCGCACGGCGUGGCGCGCCUCGAGUUCUUCGAGCACAAGGGUGCGGGCGGCGGCCGCGGAGGCUCGCGGCGCCUGGACUGCAAGGUGAUCCGCCUGGCCGAGUGCGUGAGCGUGGCCCCGGUGGUCGUGGAGCACCUGCCCGAGCCCGGGGCCGCCGCCUUCCGCCUGGACACGGCGCAGCGCUCCUACCUGCUGGCCGCCGAUGCGCAGUCCAGCGCCGCCUGGGUGCAGGCGCUCUGCCGAAAUGCCUUUCCGAAAGGCAGCUGGACCCUCGCACCGGCUGAGGACCCACCCAAACUCUCUGCUCUGGAGAUGCUGGAGAACUCGCUGUAUAGCCCUGCCUGGGAGGGAGCCCAAUUUUGGGUCACAGUGCAGCGGACAGAGGCCUCUGAGCGGUGCUCGCUGCACGGCUCGUACGUGCUGAGAGCAGAGGCCGAGGGCCUGACGUUGCUGACCGCGGGGACGCAGGGCCAGGGCCUGGAGCCCCUCCUGUCCUGGCCCUACACUCUGCUGCGGCGUUAUGGCCGCGACAAGGUCAUGUUCUCCUUUGAGGCUGGCCGCCGCUGCCCUUCUGGCCCCGGGACCUUCACCUUCCAGACUAUGCAGGGCAAUGACAUCUUCCAGGCCGUGGAGGCUGCCAUCCACGAGCAGAAGGCUCAGGCCAAGGCUGGCCAGGGCCCCGAGCUCCUGAGAACAGACUCCCGGGAUGGAGAGGCGGCCGAGGGCAAGCCGGCAUCCCCUCGCGGCCCCCCGAAGCUCCUGGGUGGACUCCCGGUCCUGUAUGCAGAACCACUGGACUCCCUGCGUGUUCCUCAGGCCCCUGACCAGGACUGCCUGUACUCAGACCCCUUGGACAGCACCGCUGCCCAGGCGGGGGACGGCUCUCAGGUGAAGAAGCCAUGUCUCUACUGGGACCUGUAUGGCCACGUGCAGCAGCAGCUGCUGAAGACCAGUCUGGAAGACCCCAAGGAGGACCCCAUCUACGAUGAGCCCGAGGGCCUGGCCCCGGCCCCUGCGCGCAGCCUCUAUGACCUGCCCCAGGAGCCUCGGGACGCAUGGUGGUGCCAGGCACGGCUGAAGGAGGAGGGUUAUGAGCUGCCCUACAACUCCAACACCGAUGACUACGCCGUGCCCCCUCCGCGGACCAGACCGCUCUUGGCCCCCAAGCCCCGAGGCCUGGCCUUCCUGGAGCCGGGGGCGGCCAUGCGUGGGGGUGGCCACAGCGACACUGUCCUCUAUAGUCAGGUGCAGAAGAGUGGGGCAGCGGGGAGCUGGGACGGUGGUCUCCCCAGAGCAGGCGCCAGCAGGACUGGGGUCAAGUCUGAGGGUCCCCUGUGA
Molecule: messenger RNA, 1449 nt
Organism: Elephantulus edwardii (Cape elephant shrew)
Lineage: Eukaryota; Metazoa; Chordata; Mammalia; Macroscelidea; Macroscelididae
Gene: DOK1
Product: docking protein 1, 62kDa (downstream of tyrosine kinase 1)
Exons: 5
Coding region: 1-1449 (482 amino acids)
Biological process (GO): cell surface receptor protein tyrosine kinase signaling pathway; positive regulation of MAPK cascade
Cellular component (GO): cytoplasm
Source: RefSeq, a predicted model, not a curated record